AUUUGGCGUCAACAUCCCGUGAGUGAAAGCCGCCAUCUUGUCUCGCCGAGGAGGAGAACAGCAGCAGCAGAUAUGGCUGACUACAGCAGCGUGGCUCCCCCGUCCUCUAACGCCGGUGGUGGAAUGAACGACGCUUUUAAAGACGCUCUGCAGCGAGCAAGACAGAUUGCAGCCAAGAUUGGUGGUGACGGAGUAGCGGCACCCCCAUCGAACGAAUUCGGCUACGGAGGCCAGAAAAGGCCCCUGGAGGACGCUGGUGGGUAUUUUCCCAUGCCUAACCUGAAUAUCGACCAACCAGAGACAAAGAAAGUGGCCACCAAUGACGCCUUCUCAGCAAUGGGAGGUAUGGGAGGCCCACCAAGGUCAAUAUCUGAGGAAUUCAAAGUUCCCGAUGGGAUGGUUGGAUUCAUCAUCGGAAGAGGAGGGGAACAAAUCUCACGUCUGCAGCAGGAGUCUGGAUGUAAAAUACAGAUUGCACCUGAUAGCGGGGGCAUGCCAGAUAGGUCAGUGACAUUAACAGGAGGACCAGACUCUAUCCAGAGUGCAAAGAGACUACUAACAGAGAUAGUAGAGAAGGGGCGUCCUGCUCCAGCAUUCAAUCACAACGACGGCCCAGGAAUGACUGUCCAGGAGAUUAUGGUCCCUGCCUCUAAAGCUGGGCUCGUCAUUGGGAAAGGGGGAGAAACCAUCAAAAGCCUCCAGGAAAGAGCCGGAGUAAAGAUGGUCAUGAUCCAAGAUGGACCCCAGAACACAGGUGCAGACAAACCGCUGCGCAUUUCAGGAGAACCUUUUAAAGUCCAGCAAGCCAAAGAGAUGGUGAUGGAACUGAUCAGAGAUCAGGGCUUCAGGGAGCAGAGGGGGGAGUAUGGUUCACGUGUUGGAAGCAAUGGAGGAGAUAGCUUAGAUGUUCCUGUCCCCCGCUUCGCCGUAGGAAUUGUGAUUGGCAGAAAUGGAGAGAUGAUCAAGAAAAUCCAGAAUGACACGGGUGUCAGGAUUCAGUUCAAACCAGAUGAUGGCAGCACACCUGACAGGAUAGCACAGAUCAUGGGCCCUCCUGACCAGGCGCAGCACGCAGCAGAGAUCAUCUCAGACCUGCUGAGGAGUGUACAAGCCGGCGGUCCCCCUGGACACGGUGGAGGCAGGGGUCGUGGUCGCGGGCAGGGAAACUGGAACAUGGGCCCCCCUGGUGGCCUGCAGGAGUUUACCUUCACCGUCCCAACCAUGAAGACUGGCCUUAUCAUUGGGAAAGGUGGUGAGACAAUCAAAGGCAUCAGCCAGCAGUCUGGGGCCAGGAUCGAGCUGCAGAGGAACCCUCCUCCCAAUGCUGACCCAAACAUCAAAAUGUUCACAGUCCGCGGCUCCCCCCAACAGAUCGACUACGCCCGGCAGCUGGUGGAGGAGAAGAUCGGGGGUCCAGUCACUCCAAUGGGUGGGCCACAUGGCCCCCCUGGUCCACAUGGAGGCCCAGGCCCACAUGGUCCUCCUGGGCCACCUGGACCCCCUGGGGCUCCCAUGGGUCCAUACAACCCUGGACCAUACAACCAGGGACCUCCAGGACCUCACGGUCCACCUGCGCCUUAUCAGCCUCAGGGAUGGGGCAAUGGCUACCCACACUGGCAGCAGGGACAGCCUGAUCCUAGUCCAGAUAAAGCCGCGGCCGAUGCCAAUGCGGCUGCCUGGGCAGCCUACUACGCUCAGUACAGCCAGCAGCCUCAGGCUCCCAUGACCCCGACAGGUGGAGCUCCCGGCACGACUCAAGCCAACGGCCAAGGUGACCCACAGGCUGCAGGUCAGAGUGGACAGGCAGAUUACUCCAAGGCCUGGGAGGAAUAUUACAAGAAAACUGGUCAACAGAGUCAACAACCUCAGGACUACACGAAGGCCUGGGAGGAGUAUUACAAAAAACAAGGUCAAGCCGCCCCUCAGGCCACAGCAGCGGCAGCAGCAGCCUCUCAGCCAGGAGGCCAACCAGACUACAGUGCUGCCUGGGCGGAGUACUACCGUCAGCAGGCCGCGUAUUACGGCACAGCCAACCCUCAGUCGAUGGGAGCAGCCCCACAAGCCCCUCAGGGCCAGUAAUGUGAAGUGGACAUAAAGUAAAUGCUACAUUGUCGAAACAAAAUCCUUUGUUAAAUGUUUGGAUGCAGACGCCUUGAUGAAGAUCUUAAAUUUCCUUGGUUUGAAAAGUUUCACAUAGAUGGCAGAUUACCCGGCGAACACGUCCUCUUUCAUUUUCUUUUUUUUUGUUUUUGUUUUUCUUGUAAAUGCUUUGUUUUUAGUGAGGUAAUUAUACAUAUGGUCAUUCCAGCCCUGUAUCUACAUUAAAUGUGGUUAGAACUCAUGUUUAUUAAACUGUAGACAUUACCAUGUAAAUCAUCUCAGUUUUAAAAUGCUAUUUGCCUGUUGUGUUUUUGCAAUAAAACAAACUGAAACCUCCUGUGUUGGUAAGUUGGGGUGGUUAAAAACCAAAAAGGUGGACAUGAAUUCUGUAUGUUUUAGUUGUAAGGGGGUAAAGUUUGAAAUGCAGGCCAUGUGUGGGUUUUAAUGUCCAAAAAGGUUGUGCUGUCCUGUCUCUCUCCAACUGUCUAUAAGGCUCUUUAGAUACAUUAUGUGCGUGCAGUGAUCCCGAGUGGUUCAGAUCAACAAACGUCCUUGUUUAUAGCUGAUUUUUUUUACACUGACUUUGCUCUGAUUUAGCAAUAGACAGAUGUUUGUCAUUAGAAAGUGGACAGGUGUGUGUGUAUGGUAUCUCAUGCAUUAACUGCGUUGCUGUGGCCCUCUUUUUAAAAAGUUCUGCUUGGUUUGCUGACAUUGUUGAGGUAGUAUGCACUGUAUUUUGCCUUGAUAGACACUUCCUCCUCCACAGGCAAGUUUAGAAAAGCGGUAAGCACGUAUUUCCUUAACAUGUUCUCAGAAAAACAAAAACGUGGUUGCAAGAAAUGUUUUUAGUGUUACACAUUUUUUGUGCUAUUCUUUUUCCAGGACAGUCAGGUAAAUUUGUCACUGUAUCGAAAAAUGCAUUGAAAGUAUGUCAUGCCCUUUUUUUCAAACUGCGUACUGACAUGUAUGAAAAUGUUUUUUAAAGAAUGUUUUUUUAAUAUAAAAACAUUGCUGCAAAAAGUCGUUUUUGCUGUGCCCAUUCUGUUAGUUUUCACCAGUUUAAGAACGUAGAUGUUGUAGGGACGGGGUGGCUAAGCAGUCCUCAUCCAUCAGUUGAGCCCUCCUAUACUGUAAGUACAAUACUGUGAUUGAUUUUUGAGAGAUACUCGUCUUUUUGAUGCUCUUUGAUCUGCAACACUUGUAGUAUUUUUGUUAAAAAACAAUUGCAAAUAUUUUCCCUUUGUCUCUGGGUAAGUAUGAAAUGUACUGAGGAGAGGAAUAGUACUUUGGAUACUUGUACCACAUGUUUCUGAGACUGCUUUCCCCUUGUGUGACAGCAUAUCAUUCAGACUUUGAACCUUCACAGUAUGUUGAUGCUCAUGUAGAUCUCAUAGUCCCUUUGUGUUGGUAGCAUUUCAGUGAAAGUUGGAUUUCUGAACUGAGGGUUUUAAUGUCAGCACUGUGUCACAUUGAUGAUGGUAGAAACUGUUUUUCCAAGAUGUCCAUGUAGUGUCAUACGUUUCUGAACACCUGACCUGCUAAGUGCCAUUGUCUAGUCGAGACUGUUAAGUUAAAAAAUGCCAUUUAUUGCUCACUAAAGUCUUCUUGCAUUAUCUCCAGUGUAGCAUGCCUAGGUUUCUGCCAUUCUUACUUUGAUAUCCUUUAUAUGAGCAUGUUGAAUGCUAGUUCUUGGAAGUGCUUUGACUCGCUCAGUUUUGAUGAUAUUUACUGAAUGAGGCUGUUGAUUUAAAGAUCAAAGAGGAAAAAACAAAUAUUUGACUGCAUUGUUCACUGAUGGCAAACAGUGCGAUUAUAUAUCUGAUCUUUGCAGUGUCGUCCCAGACCUUGCACCUUAGGUUCUGCUGCAAUUACACAGGUAAGCGAAACCUAAGGAAACCAGUGUUUUUGUCCAGUGACAUGACCAUUAUGACAUGCAAAGAAAUGCUUACCUGUGUCUUUAAUAUGCCCUCAAUGCAUUUUUGCUGAUAGAAAUGUUCAGGAUAUCUAAGUAGCCCUUUAAAGCUGAUCUGAUUUCUCUGAAUGAACUGCAUGAUAUGACUUGUUACAUGACGUUAAAGUGACUUCACCAAGAAAAGUCGUUGCAUAGGCUCACUAAGGAAAUGUGUUUGUCGUAUGGUUUGAUAUUAGCCUUAAUCUUUGCAUCCUGGUAAGUCCUGACUGGUUUUUUAAAACUGCAUGCCAUGUCAGAAGUUUUAGCAAUGUGGUAAAUCCGCAAGCUCAUAAAAAGCCGUUGAAAUACAUGAUUGAUUCUCUGUCGUGGUGUGAAUCUGCCCUCAAAGUGCAGUGCAAAUCUCCUAUUGAAACGCUGCUGCCUUCACUUCUCGCUCACAGUGUUGGAGGAUGAUGCUGCAAGCUUAGGUCAUAGAAUCAGGCCCUGUCGUAGUUUGUCCCCAAAAGGAGGAAUCCUUUGAGUCAAUCCCACUGCUGAACGUAGACCGUUCAAGAGCUCCAGUGAUAAGGUAAAAAAAAUAUAAACACAGCAACGCAAUGAAAUUUGAAUUCUGUGAUUUGCAAAGUUUUGGUCAGUUCUGUUUUUCCUGCUCGGAUUGACUGUUUUGUUGUUUAACAUGAUGCCAUAGUGUAUUUAGAUUAGUCUGAUGGUUGUUUCCUUAAACUGCUUGAAUGCCUUCGUUAAUAACCUUUUCGUCAGUGGGGGAAUGUGCUUUAGAAAGUUGGACGAGGACAGGAACCGAUGUACUUUUCAAUUACAUAUGCACUUUUAUUGGCGGUAAAUUUUUGGGGUUAUCAGUUUAAAUCACUUAUCUGUAGUUAAAGGGUCACAUAAUGUUUGUUUGGGGCUGUUCACUCUGUUCAUAGGGGUGUAGAAGAAUACAAGGAGCAUGCCUUAGAGGUAAAAAGGUUUCAUGUGCUGUGUAUAUUAUCCAAUAUUGGUUUUUGUUUUUUCUGAAUCAGUUGUUCUGACUUAAGCUGUUGCCAUGUUCAUUAAUAAAGUUGUAACAAAUAAACUGGA
Molecule: messenger RNA, 5092 nt
Organism: Notolabrus celidotus (New Zealand spotty)
Lineage: Eukaryota; Metazoa; Chordata; Actinopteri; Labriformes; Labridae
Gene: fubp1
Product: far upstream element (FUSE) binding protein 1
Exons: 20
Coding region: 73-2079 (668 amino acids)
Biological process (GO): regulation of DNA-templated transcription
Cellular component (GO): nucleus; cytoplasm
Molecular function (GO): mRNA binding
Source: RefSeq, a predicted model, not a curated record